This is a messenger RNA of Telopea speciosissima, 1039 nucleotides long. Its product is annotated as mRNA turnover protein 4 homolog. The transcript has 7 exons. The coding region runs from base 107 to 793 and encodes 228 amino acids. Gene Ontology annotation, cellular component: preribosome, large subunit precursor; nucleolus. Lineage: Eukaryota; Viridiplantae; Streptophyta; Magnoliopsida; Proteales; Proteaceae. Gene Ontology annotation, molecular function: RNA binding. Gene Ontology annotation, biological process: rRNA processing; ribosomal large subunit assembly; nuclear-transcribed mRNA catabolic process. The record is from RefSeq and is a predicted model, not a curated record.
AAUCAAGUCAGACGGGUUUUCAUCCAACACAGGAGGGUUUUAGGACUCCAGUAGCGAGAAGCAGAGGAGCCGCCACAACGCGCUCUUCCCCUUCUCAAACUCAAGGAUGCCUAAAUCGAAGCGUAAUAGACCAGUGACGUUAUCGAAGACUACGAAGAAGGGGAGGAACCAUAAAGAAUCAAUCGUGAAUUCAAUAAGACAGGCGGUAGACAGUUACAACUCUAUUUAUGUUUUUUCUUUCGAGAAUAUGAGGAAUCAAAAGUUCAAGGAAUUUAGGGAGCAGCUCAAGUCUAGUAGCAGGUUUUUCCUUGGAUCGAACAAAGUGAUGCAGGUCUCUUUAGGCAGAUCUGUUGCUGAUGAAAUAAGACCUAGCAUUCACAAAGUCUCUAAGCUUUUGUGUGGAGAUACUGGGCUUUAUCUUACUAAUUUGCCAAAAGAAGAGGUCCAAAGACUGUUUGAAGAAUAUGAGGAAUAUGACUUUGCAAGGACAGGAAGCUCAGCUACAGAAAAGGUGGAGCUGAAAGAAGGGCCUUUAGAUCAGUUCACACAUGAGAUGGAGCCAUUUUUACGCAAGCAAGGGAUGCCUGUUCGAUUGAACAAAGGUGUGGUAGAGCUUGUCUCUGACUUUGCUGUAUGUGAAGGGGGAAACCCGUUGUCACCUGAGGCAGCUCGCAUACUGCGUCUGCUUGGGAUUAAGAUGGCAACCUUUCGCCUUCAUCUAAUCUGCCGGUGGAGCCCAGAUGAUUUUGAAUUUUAUGAAGGGCUGUGUCUUUCGGCAGGUGAAUCAUCAUAGGCCCCUCCGAAUUGCUCAUGUGAAUGUAAGCACCGUCUGGGAGUGUUCAUGCACAUGUAUUGUACGAAUAGUUAUAGGUAGUAAUAGCAAGCUAAGUUAGAUGUUGGAAGUGUGUUUUUUUCGGUUGGGAGGUGUUGAGUGCCAGGUUGAAUCUGGUCGAAAUUUUGUUUUCCUGCUUUUGCUUGCCCUUGCACUUCGGUUUUGUAAUUUAUUCAGGCUGAGAGGUAAACUUCCUUUUUCUGUUCA